This is a messenger RNA of Eutrema salsugineum, 2469 nucleotides long. RefSeq names its product factor of DNA methylation 4. The record is from RefSeq and is a predicted model, not a curated record. Lineage: Eukaryota; Viridiplantae; Streptophyta; Magnoliopsida; Brassicales; Brassicaceae. Gene Ontology annotation, biological process: gene silencing by siRNA-directed DNA methylation.
UUCUGCAUUUUAUUUCUCGUCUUCACUUGUUCCUUUCCAGUCAAAGGUUUGCGUGUAUCUCUCUCACCUGCUCGAAGGAGAGUCCUCGCCAUUCUCUUCGCUCACGAAAGGUUGCAAUGUAUACCAGAGCAGAGCUAGAUGAUUUGGAGUAUAGAUACUACAGUGAAAUGAAAGAUGGCACUCGGAAGGUCAAAGUUUCAGAGUCUUUGUUCAGAUGUCCCUUCUGCUACAGAGAUCGAAAGCGUGACUACCGGUUUGAGGACUUGCGUCGUCAUGCUUCUUCUGUUAUCAGCGGUUGUUCCCAUACCAAGGAUGCGCGAGAAAAAGCCAGACAUCUCGCACUUGAGAGAUACAUGAGGAAGUACCUCCGGCCUCGGGAUCCUACUGCAACAUCAGAUGUCUCUUCUCGUCCUGAAGAUGAGUUAACCGGGAAUUGGAAAGGUAGUUCUGCAGCAGGGGAACUGAAUGGCGUUGAGAAAUCCAGUUCACCAUGGAUUUCUAUAGCUGAACCAAAGUCUGUCUCAGGAAAUGAUCCUGGACCAAGUGGCAAAGAAAGACCAAUGUUUUCUCCUAAACCCAACUCCUCCUUAAGCUACGAAGACGAAACAUUCCUUCCCAAAAGACCCCGCCUCAUUGCUGCUGCUAAAGAGGGAGAAGAACCUGUCCAACAGAUUGGUCUCAGCCAUGGUGCUAGGUUUGCUCAGAGGCAUGAUUCUUUGGGUGCUGGUAACGGGGAUACGAUGUUUGUGUAUCCCUGGAAAGGGAUCUUGGCGAACACCAGGAGAACCUAUGAUGAAAAACAAAAGAGGUAUGUUGGUGAGAGUGGAAACAAGUUAAAGGAAGAAUUGAUCAGCAAAGGGUUUAAUCCCCUCAAAGUUGACACAGUGUGGAACUACCGAGUUGGUAAUACCGGUUUUGCUAUUGUUUCCUUUGGUAAAGAGUGGGACGGCUUCAGAAAUGCGACCAUGUUUGACAAAUAUUUCGAAGUCAAUCAGUGUGGGAAGAAAGACUAUGAUGCGACUGGGCCUCGUGAUCGAGGUGAUAAACUUUAUGGUUGGAUAGCAAAAGAGGCAGAGUUCCAUUCGAGAAUUUUUGGUGACAACCUUAGGAAGAAAGGGGACUUGAAGAGUGUUUCUGGUAAAGAGGCCGAAGACCAAAGAAAGACAUUGACGCUUGUCUCAAACUUGGAAAACACACUGGAGACCAAAAGCACCAGCCUUCAACAAAUGGAGAGCAAAUACAAUGAAACCAGUACAAAGCUUGAGAAAAUGAUGAGAGAGAAGGAUGAAAUGAUCAACACACAUAACGAAAAAAUGAAUAGUAUGCAGCAAGCGGCGCGUGAAUAUUUGGCCAGUAUUCACGAAGAACAUGAACUGGCCUCCCGGCGUCUGGAAGCUCAAAGGAUAGAAUAUGAAGAGCGAGAGAAAUAUCUUGAUAAGUGUCAAGCAGUGAAUAAGUUAGAGCGAAGAAAGCUUCAAUGGCAAAAACAGAAGAACUUAAUGGCUACUCAAGAGCAAAACAAAGUUGAUGAAGACAUGAUGAGAUUGGCAGAGCAGCAACAGAGGGAGAAAGAUGAAUUACGUAAGAAAGUCCGUGAACUGGAGAAAAAAGUCGAUGAUGAGCAGGCAUUGGAGCUGGAAAUAGAGCGUAUGAGGGGUGACCUGCAGGUCAUGGGACGCAUGCAAGAAGGGGAAGAUCCUGAGACGAAGGAAAAGUUAGAAAAAGAGAUAGAAAAGACAAAGGAAAAACUGAAGGAGAAAGAAGAGGAGGCAGAUUUCCAAGAGUCAGUUCAAGCUCUUGUUGUAAGACAUGGCUACACUAACGAUGAGCUUCAGGAUGCGCGCAAGGCUUUGAUCAAAUCAAUGCAAGGGUUGGCAGUUCGUGGUCCGAUCGGUGUGAAGGGAAUGGGAGAAUUGGAUAUUAAACCAUUCCAAAAAAUAGCUAAAGAGAAAUAUCCACCUGAAGAAGCUGUUGAAAAAGCUGACAAGCUUUGGUCCUCGUGGGACGACCUCUUGAGAGACUCGGCUUGGCAUCCGAUUAAGGUCAUCGUAAAAGACGGAAAAACCCCCAAGGAGGUACUAAAUGAAGAAGAUGAGAAGCUGCAAGAACUGAGGAAAGAGAUGGGGGAAGAAGUGUUUGAAGCCGUUACACAAGCGCUUCUAGAAAGGAACGAGUAUAAUGGAAGUGGAAGGUACAUAGUGCCCGAGCUUUGGAAUUUUAAAGAAGGAAGAAAAGCGACUCUCAAGGAAGGAGUGGUUUAUCUGCUCAACUUGUGGAAACAGAAGAAACCCAAGCCUAAGCGUAGAUAACAAAAUAACGGAAGAAUCUCAUUUCUAAAACUAAAACUUAAUCGUCUCGAGUAGUUGAUAUUAAUUGAGACUUGGUGAGAUUUUAUGAUUAUGACCACUAACAGUAGAGUUAUUAAGGUGAGAUCUUGGACACAGAUAUCAAUUUAUGUACUUGGUUUAU